UCUUCAGCACUGACUCAUGCUCGUUACUAGAAAUACUAUAUAUAUAUAUAUAUACUGUAUAUCCUGGGAGAAGCCAGAAGUGGAAGAUACUCAAUAACAGCUGAAUUCUAUGGUUAUGGACUGUGCCUGGAUACUAAUGAUAGAGACACAUUAAGAGAAGAUGAGAGAAGCAAAAAGUCCCACUAAACUGCCUCAAUUCCUCAGGAUUAUCAGAAUUCUCUGCCUUUUCCUCCUGCCCCAAUUGGGUGUUGUACUGGAGGUGACUGCUCCUUCCCCCCAGAUUGCUAGGAAAGGAUCCAACACCCUCAUUCCCUGCACUUUCUAUGUGAGUAAAUUCCCUGCUGAUCCCAAACUCUUGGAUGUAAAGUGGUAUUUCAAUAGCAGAGUAAUUCUGAUAUACAGCGAUGAUGUGAUCACAACAGAUCCCCGGUUCUCUCUCAACUCAACUACAGCCCCAUGGGGAGUGGCCUCUUUGUCUGUGUCUAAUACACAGGUAUCUGAUGGUGGCACCUACACCUGUACAGUGGAUUACAGCUCAGACCGGCAAAAUAAGGAGAUCCUACUGGAAAUUCAAGCCCCCCCACAGAUCAUAAUCACUAAUAAAGUUGUUAGUGAGAAUAAGGAGAGUGUCCUGAGAGCCUCCAUCACUGGCUUCUACCCCCAGGAUCUUGAUGUUAAAUGGCUGAGAGAUGGGGAGAUAUUACCUGGUGUUACUGUGAAUAAGUCCCAGAGAGACCCAGAUGGCACCCACAGUACAACCAGCACAGUGACCAUUGUACCCACCAAGGAGAACAGGAACCAGAUCUUCUCUAUCCAGGUCCAACAUAAGUCUCUCUCUGCUCCUCUCCAGGAGGAUUUCCAGCUGAUCUAUGAAGCUGCCCCUUCCAUUAACUUCACCCAUGAGCCAUUUUAUGAGAAUAAGGAACAGACACUUAUGUGCCGUGUGUGGGGGUAUUACCCAGAAUCCAUUGCUGUGAGUUGGUUAGUGAAUGGAAGUCGUGUGGAAGCCUCAGAGAUAAAGAGGAUUAACAGUUCUGCUCUGGAGUCUUCCUACCAGUUCCUCCCAACAGCUGAGAGUCAGGGGAUGGAGAUCUCUUGUGUGGUGGAACAUCAGGCCCUCACCCAACCUCUUGUGCAAACACUAAAGGUGGAACUGACAGGUGAGAACUUUCCCUAUGGAUCACAUCUCCUUGCUGGACUAAUCUUUCUGCAAAGCCGGGGCCAUACAGAAGAUCUCUACCAGGCAGAAGAGGCCUAUGGAACAUUACUUUCUCUGUUGACUACCCCUAGCCUAGGUCCAUGUUCCCUCACUGAGCAGUGGUGUUCCACUUCCCUAAGUUAAAGUGCUCCAAUGAGAAUCGCAGCUGAUGUGAGUAAAUGUGGCU
Xenopus laevis (African clawed frog) is the source of this 1385-nucleotide messenger RNA. RefSeq names its product signal-regulatory protein beta-1-like. The coding region runs from base 161 to 1342 and encodes 393 amino acids. The record is from RefSeq and is a predicted model, not a curated record. Lineage: Eukaryota; Metazoa; Chordata; Amphibia; Anura; Pipidae. The transcript has 4 exons.